Molecule: messenger RNA, 1583 nt
Organism: Notolabrus celidotus (New Zealand spotty)
Lineage: Eukaryota; Metazoa; Chordata; Actinopteri; Labriformes; Labridae
Gene: mnd1
Product: meiotic nuclear divisions 1 homolog (S. cerevisiae)
Exons: 8
Coding region: 311-928 (205 amino acids)
Biological process (GO): reciprocal meiotic recombination
Cellular component (GO): nucleus
Molecular function (GO): double-stranded DNA binding
Source: RefSeq, a predicted model, not a curated record
ACAAGAUUUGAAAAAUACAAAAUAACUUCACUAAAUACAGUGGUUGAACAAAAUGCGAUAGUUGUGGUCUGAAUUUGGGAUACAGGCUUACUGCAGUAACGCAGCACGAGGAGGUGGUGCUUCAGUUUACGAGGCGCAGUGAAGGCAGCAGAACUCCCGGGAAAGCCGUGCGCGGGAAAUUCAGUCCUGUCUGAACCGAAUACUUCCGUGUUUGGAUUAAGUCAGUACUAUAACAACGACGGGUUAUUACAAGGUGACACCAAAACAUCUCACUUUGAGUUAAAGGUGCUGGUACUACCAUCGUUAUAAAAUGUCAAAGAAGAAAGGAUUGAGUUUGGAGGAGAAGAGAACUCGCAUGAUGGAGAUUUUCUUUGAAUCAAAAGACGUGUUUCAGCUGAAAGACAUCGAGAAAAUCGCUCCGAAGUCAAAGGGCAUAUCUCCCAUGACUGUGAAGGACGUUCUGCAGAGCCUGGUGGAUGACAACAUGGUGGACUGUGAGAGAGUGGGAACGUCCAACUACUACUGGGCCUUCCCCAGCAAGGCCCUGCAUGCUCGCAAGCACAAACUGGAGGAGCUGCAAAAACAGAACUCUGAGGCCAAGCAGCGCAAAGUGUCUCUGCAGAAAGCCGUCGAAAAGGCAAAACUGGGACGUGAAGAUACAAAGGAGAGAAGCUCUCUGCUGAAGGAGCUGCAGACUCUGAGAGAGGAGAAAACUCAGCUGGAGGCCGACUUGGAGAAAUACAGAGAGUGUGACCCAGAAGUCGUUGAUGAAAUGAGGAAGUCGAAUGGUGUUGCAAAAGAAGCUGUUUCCAGGUGGACCGAUAAUGUGUUCGCCAUCAAGUCAUGGACAAAGAAGAAGUUUUCUUUUGAUGACAGUCGCAUUAAUAAAGCCUUUGGGAUCCCUGAGGACUUUGACUACAUGGACUGACUGUCAGUGUUUCCUCCAAACCUUCAUGGACGAUUGGGGAACAUACGUUUUUUUCCUCAGUUUGAAGCCAGUUACCAGUCCUCAGCAGUUCAGGUUUAAGUUCUGUAUGUUAAAAUGAAAAGAAAUGCACCAAGAUUUGUAUGUACGGCCUGGGGUGGUUUAGGAUAAGGCCUGAUAUCUGUCUUACUGCUGUGGCAGAUGGAAUUUAUCAGUGGAUCUGUUGCUUUGGUGCAACCAGAGAAGAGAAGCAUUUGAGGCAGUUUGGGGUGAAGGGGUUCUACGAUGAACACAACCUACCAGCUUGACUUUUGGGACACCUGUUUGCAUGAAAACUGAGAACCCUAAGUUGAUGAUAGAAAGGAAUCAAAACUUAACACAUCUGUUUAGCCAAAGAUGUAAUUCAUAUGGUUUAAACAGAUGGUUUGGAAUUGAAUGCUUGUGCUCUUUUUCUCCCGUAUUUCCUUGUCUUACUUUUGCAUUCACUUAGGAAAGGAGAUUUAAUCCAUACCUGUAAAGUGCGCUAAAACUAAUCUGAAAUAAAUAAAAGAGAAGCCAUGUUUAGGAUUUGUUUUGUCUACACUUGUUGUAAAUAUUUGUAAAUUUACCACAUUUUCUUGUGUUGACAAUAAAGUGUUCCUCUGAGUUUUACAAGCCA